GGAGGGGUAGGGACAGGGCUGCUGGUACAAAUACACGCUGCAGUCCAGCCUGCCCAUCGUCCCUUCCUGAGCCUGGUGGAGAGCCACCUCCAUUGCAUUCACGUGGCUGUGGGACAGAGACCAGGCAGCCUCCAUGCAGCUCUUUCUGCUCCUGUGCCUGGCACUCCUCAGCCCCCGGGGGUCCACCUCCCGCCGCUUCAGGGCUCAGAAGAAGCAGCCCAAGGAGCCCAGAACUGGGGACUUUGCCUUCGAACUCUACAGGGCCUUGGCUUCCACCUCCCCAGGCCAGAACGUCUUCUUCUCCCCACUGAGUGUGUCCACGAUCCUGGCCAUUCUGUCCAUGGGGGCCAGGGGCAACACCCAGGCACAGAUCCUGGAGGCCCUGGGCUUCGACCCCCGGCACCAAGCAAUUGCUCAGUUCCACUACAGCUUCCGGCAUCUGCUGAUGAGGCUCAUAAGGCCCAGAAAUGGCUUCGAGCUGAACCUCGGCAAUGCCCUUUUCAUCGACAAGGGGCUGGUCAUCUACAACAUCUUCCGGCUUAUCAUAAUGGCCACAUACCUGGCCGACACUUAUUCCACCAACUUUGGGGACCCUGCAGGGGCCCAGAAGCAGAUCAAUGACUAUCUGGCCAGGCAAACCCAGGGCAAGAUUGUGGACCUCAUCCAGAGCCUCGACAGCACCAACGUCAUGGUGAUGGUGAAUUACAUUUUCCUUAAAGCUAAGUGGGAGAUCGGCUUCAACAACAAAACAACUCAAAAUCAGGACUUCUACGUGACCCCGGAGAAGAAGGUGCAGGUGCCCAUGAUGAACCAUGAGGAUCAGUAUUUCUACUUCCUGGACAAGGACCUCUCCUGCACUGUAGUGGGGAUCCCCUAUGAAGGCAAUGUCACCGCCUACUUCAUUUUACCCAGCAGUGGCAAGAUGGAGCAGGUGGAGAAUAGCCUGAACAAGGAAACCCUGAGGAAGUGGACUCAGACAAUGAGGAGGAGGCGGCUCAAUCUUUAUCUUCCCAAGUUCUCCAUUGAGGGUUCCUACCACCUGGAGAAAAUCUUCCCCAAUCUGGGGAUCAGGGACAUCUUCACCCACGAUGCUGACCUGUCUGGCAUCUUCAAGUACCCCAACAUCCAGUUGUCUCAGAUGGUGCACAAAGCCAUGGUGGAGGUGGACGAGUCGGGGACCAGAGCAGUUUCAGGCACAGGGAUGGUCUUCAGCUUCAGAUCAGCCUAUCCAAGCUCUAGAAUGAUCACAUUUAAUAGGCCCUUUCUGAUGGCCAUUUUGGAGAAUGUGACCAUCCUCUUCUUUGGCAAAGUGACCCAGCCCUGAGGUAGGCCCUGUUCCUAGGCCUGCAUGGCAGGAGGCAGGGUUGUGUCAUGGUCCAUCUGUUUGCUGGUAGCUAGUGAUUUACCUAAGCUGAGUUACUAAUGAGGUGCCAAAUAAUCCUAAGAAGACUGAUAAACUGGAAAUAGCUUUCUGUCACACAGUUGCAAGACAUAGAUGCCUUGGAGAAACUUGCAACAGUUGAGAUUAGCACAGAGGCCCAGCGGGGUCCAGGGAGCUUUUCCAAGCUCACAUAGCAUGUUCUUAUCAGCAUAGACAGGCCCAGAGUCCAAGCCACUGAUGCUCAGUCCAAUGCCAAAAAGCCCUGUGAGAGGGUGGUCCAGCAGGUAAGGGCCACCAGGAAGCACAUUUUCAAGCCUGGUCUCCCAUCUAUGAGAACCAGAAGCUAUCAGUUCAUCAGGGCGUAGAAGAAUACUGGAAUUGGUGUGCAGUGGGCUGUUGUCCCUGCUCUAACCAGCUAUGUGACAUUGGCAUACCACUGUCUCUCUCUGGACCUCAGUUUCUUCAUGUAGGACCAGGGCAAAGUUCCCACCCAAGGCCCCUUGAUAUUAAAAGGCUGGGCUGUUCCAUGCCAACCCUGGUCAAUUUCAGUACACUAGGGAGCCACUCAUGUGUUACUAAAGCAUUUGGGCCUUAGGUUGGAAUUGUCCCAAGGCAGGAUCGUGCCAUCCCAUGUAUCAAGGUAUAAUCUCCCGGGCCUGGCCAGUGUGGGAGGAUGGAGGCCUACGGCAACAGUAGAGGAUCAAUUGCAGACACUGUGACUAACUUUCUGAAUUUUAUGUUAGCUACUACAAUAAAGCAUUUUGCAAAGA
Heterocephalus glaber (naked mole-rat) is the source of this 2151-nucleotide messenger RNA. It is a transcript of the gene Serpina5, whose product is annotated as serpin family A member 5. The record is from RefSeq and is a predicted model, not a curated record. NCBI's taxonomy places the organism in Eukaryota, Metazoa, Chordata, Mammalia, Rodentia, Bathyergidae. Gene Ontology annotation, molecular function: serine-type endopeptidase inhibitor activity.